CCAGAACGGCGUCCUUGACGAGCCUCGUUUAGAGGGACACACUUGGCCUUUCAAAGACUGUCAUCUCGGACCGAACCGAACCACGCCUUUAAGGGACUCCAGGGGCCUGCAUAUCCCCCCGCAGAGCUCAGAGCAUCAUCUACCAGCCUCUAAGCCGUAGAAAACCAGUUCUAGAAUUAAAUGCAACUUUUCGUGGUUAGGAGAAGCCUCGUUGUGACAGCUGAGAAGCAGCGGACUUUGUAAACCUGCAACAGAAAGUCUUCUGCAGACGCCAUGCCGAGCAGAGCGGCGGCCAUCUUUGGGAUGAAGGUGGUUCUGAUGAAGCUGAUGCUGUCGGGAAUACAGGUUGACUCAGCGCCCGCGGAGAGGCGUGGAGAAAUGGCUGAACUAACAGGUUUUGGGCGAGGCCUUGAUCCUCCACUAGGGGGCUCUACAGAUCCCUCGUCAUUCCUCCUGAAUCCGAGUCAACACAUAAAAACCACCUGGCCUGAUCGAGCAACAGGAAACGCAGAGAGAAUGACUCCAAAAAGCAUCACUGUUGGCAUCAUGGAGGGAGAAUCGCGAAUUAGAACAGACGUGGCAAGACCAGACAGUCGAGCCAAGAUUGCCCGGAUGAUCUCAGCCCUGGCAGAGCUGCACAGGACCUUCAACAGCACACUGAGCUCCCACAUCACCUUCCUCCCUCGUGGAAACAGCAGAAAUCUAAAAAGGAAACCAAAAGUGCCCCCUGCUGCAGAUAAAGGAGCGAAGACCACCCCUGCCCCUCCGCCAGCCUCUGAGACCACCACUGCCGGGGCGAGCCCAGAUUCUGACACCCCCGGCCUGUCGGGACGAAACUUGCGGAAGCCUUUGCCACCACAGAGCAAGAAGACCAAUAAACGAGGCGACUGUUGCCGGGCAUCGGGAGGCUCCUGGCUCACCCGCAGCCCGGCGCCGCCUGGACUCAGCCCUUUUCUUUUAGCCAUAUACUAA
Molecule: messenger RNA, 972 nt
Organism: Cyprinodon variegatus (sheepshead minnow)
Lineage: Eukaryota; Metazoa; Chordata; Actinopteri; Cyprinodontiformes; Cyprinodontidae
Exons: 5
Coding region: 274-972 (232 amino acids)
Source: RefSeq, a predicted model, not a curated record